AUGCGACACCGCCUGGCAGCGCUGCGCGCGCGCCUCGCGCUCGUCGCCACGGCCACCGCACGCGCGCACCCGUGCGUCGCCCGCGCCCCGGAUCUCCCUGCCUCCUCACUCGCACGCCUCCGCGCUCAACGCGGCCGCGUCCACUCCGAUGUGCGCGCCGCCAAUGCCCCUCUCACGCGCCCGCGCUCGGCUGCGCUUGCCCGCACCCGCCGCCGCGCCCCGGCGCCCCUGCGACUGCUCCUCUGCCGCCCGCUCGUCGACCCCGCAAGCUCCCGCGCCCGCGACCCCUCCUCCUUGCGCUUGAUCGCGCCCAUCACGCGCCCAUGGCCGCGCGCGCUCGCGCCGUCCGCAGCCGCUGCUGCCCUUCCCCAUCCCCGCCGCAGCUAUUGUCGCCGCCCCGCGUCGUGGUCUUGCUCGCCACCGCGCCCGGUGCUGCUCGCCGCACUGCCCCGCUCCGGCUGCCGCGCCCCCUCCCGCCACGACACCACCUCUGACUGCCGCCCCACGGCUCUGCCCAGCACUUGGCCGCGCCCUCUCCGGUCCCAGCCGGCGCCUCUCCGGCGCCCCCCGCGGUGCCCCAUCGGCCUGCUCCCGGGCUCCCCCAAUCGGGCGCCCAAUCGGAUCGGGGCUCACGCGCCCCCGCUUGAUCUGGACGCUGCCUGGCGCUACUCGACACCGUCCUCCUCGUCGACACCGUCGCCGGAGCCCCGCGCCGGCCUGCCUCCUCUCCGUCACACCGUCCCCGUCGACCACCCCGACACCCGCUGCCCCGAACCCUACGACCCGCCGUCAGCCUCGCUCCCUCCCCUCUCCCUCGCGCGACACCGCCUGCCAGCGCUGCGCGCGCGCCUCGCGCUCGUCACCACGGCCACCGCACGCGCGCACCCGUGCGUCGCUCGCGCCCCGGAUCUCCCUGCCUCCUCGGUCGCACGCCUCCGCGCUCACCGCGGCCGCGUCCACUCCGAUGUGCGCACCCCCGAUGCCCCGCUCACGCGCCCGCGCUCGGCUGCGCUUGCCCGCACCCGCCGCCGCGCCCCGGCGUACCUGCGACUUCUCCUCUGCCGCCCGCACAUUGACCCCGCAAGCUCCGGCGCCCGCGGCCCCUCCUCCUUGCGCUUGAUCGCGCCCGUCACGCGCCCAUGGCCGCGCGCGCUCGCGCCGUCCGCAGCCACUGCUGCCCUUCCCCAUCCCUGCUGCAGCUACUGUCGCCGCCCCGCGUCGUGGUCUUGCUUGCCCCCGCGCCUGGUGCUGCUCGCCGCACUGCCCCGCUCCGGCUGCCGCGCCCCCUUCCGCCGCGACACCACCUCCGACUGGCGCCCCACGGCUCUGCGCAGCACUUGGCCGCGCCCUCUCCGGUCCCAGCUGGCGCCUCUCCGGCGCCCCCCGCGGUGCCCCAUCGGCCUGCGCCCGGGCUCCCCCAAUCGGGCGUCCAGCGCCCGCGCCUGGCUCCGCCCUGCUGCCGCUACGCCCGCCCGACCCGCUAAGGCCACAGGGGCCUAUGACAUGCCCCCUUGUGCCAAUGACGGGUGGGCCAUCCCCAGAACGAUUUUAAAGAAAAAAUAA
Aegilops tauschii subsp. strangulata is the source of this 1563-nucleotide messenger RNA. Lineage: Eukaryota; Viridiplantae; Streptophyta; Magnoliopsida; Poales; Poaceae. The record is from RefSeq and is a predicted model, not a curated record.